CACUCAUUCAUAGAGAGAGUCGUGUGUGGUUGUGUGACGUGUUUCUAAUUUUUUUAAUAAUAUUUUUUAUAAUAUAAUAAUACAAAAAUGUCUGUAGCAGCAAAAGGUAUCUUCAUCGUGGGUGCCAAGCGCACGCCAUUCGGUACGUUCGGCGGCGUGUUCCGCAACACAUCGGCCACUGAGCUGCAGACCAUCGCGGCCACCGCGGCCCUCAAGGAGGCUGGAGUCGCCCCCGACAAGGUUGACACUGUCGUCGUGGGACAGGUCAUGUCGGCAUCUCAAACCGACGGUAUCUACACACCCCGCCACGCCGCCCUGAAGGCCGGUAUCCCCAAGGAGAAGCCCGUGCUCGGUGUAAACAGGCUCUGCGGCUCCGGCUUCCAGUCCGUCGUCAACAGCGCACAGGACAUCCUUACCGGCGCUGCCAAGAUCUCUCUCGCUGGUGGUGUUGAGAACAUGUCACAAGCGCCCUUCGCGGUCAGGAACGUGAGGUUCGGCACCAUGCUGGGUUCUAGCUAUGCCUUCGAGGACACCCUCUGGGCCGGUCUUACUGACUCCUUCUGCGGCCUCCCCAUGGGCAUGACUGCUGAGAAGCUGGGAGCACAGUUUGGCAUUACCAGGGAUGAGGUCGACAACUUCGCUCUAAGGUCCCAGCAGAGGUGGAAGGCGAGCCACGACGCCGGCGUGUUCAAGGGCGAGCUGGCCCCCGUGACGCUGACCAUCAAGAAGAAGGAAGUCAAGGUGGAGACUGAUGAGCACCCUCGCCCGCAGACCACCAUCGAGGGGCUCAAGAAGCUGCCCCCCGUCUUCAAAAAGGAGGGAAUCGUCACCGCUGGAACUGCUUCCGGUAUCAGCGACGGCGCUGGUGCCAUCGUGCUAGCUGGUGAGGAAGCGGCCAAGAACCUCAAGCCCCUCGCUCGGCUGGUGGGCUGGUCCUACGUGGGAGUCGACCCCAGCAUCAUGGGCGUCGGCCCCGUGCCCGCCAUCGAGAACCUGCUCAAGGUCACCAAGCUGACCCUCAACGACAUCGACCUGAUCGAGAUCAACGAGGCGUUCUGCGCUCAGACCCUUUCGUGCGCGAAGGCCCUGAAGCUGGAUGUGGAGAAGCUGAACGUGAACGGUGGAGCCACCGCCCUCGGACACCCGCUCGGAGCCUCCGGAUCCCGGAUCACCGCGCACCUGGUCCAUGAGCUCAGACGCCGCGGUCUUAAGCGUGGUAUCGGCUCAGCUUGCAUCGGUGGAGGACAGGGCAUCGCCCUCAUGAUCGAGGUCGUCUGAACAACUGAACCAGUGACCGAGUGAACAUAAAGAAUGAAUGAGUGAACCUAAUCAAAGAACUUUACAUAAUUUCCAAGCGAAUUUGACCGUUGAAAUUCGUUCACGGAUUGUACAUAAGUCUAUUUUAUAUAUAAACAUGUAUUUCGUCCCUGUGUUUGUAUGUCUACGCCGUUAAUCAAAUAUUUACCAACGUGUACAUACAUGCGUUAUAUCAAAUUGUAACCUAAGUCAAUAAUAUUUUGAUAGCGUUUAUUUUAAGGAGUAUUAUCUUUUGGAGGUUAUUUAAUUAUAUGUUACAAAGAAAA
This is a messenger RNA of Trichoplusia ni (cabbage looper), 1583 nucleotides long. RefSeq names its product 3-ketoacyl-CoA thiolase, mitochondrial (gene yip2). Gene Ontology annotation, biological process: fatty acid beta-oxidation. Gene Ontology annotation, molecular function: acetyl-CoA C-acetyltransferase activity. The transcript is spliced from 8 exons. Bases 88 to 1278 code for a protein of 396 amino acids. The record is from RefSeq and is a predicted model, not a curated record. Lineage: Eukaryota; Metazoa; Arthropoda; Insecta; Lepidoptera; Noctuidae.